AUGUUCUCUGGCUGCCUCGAGGGCAACAUCGACACCAUACGCCUGGCAGUCGAUUAUGGUGCAUCCGAGAGUAUCAUCCUCUUGGGAAGGGUUUUGAGAUAUUUCUGGAACAAAGCUCUGCCCAAGAGUAACGAUGUCCCUACAUUCAAGUUCCUCCUCGAGCUUGGCACAAGGGUGGAUGAUCCCGAUGUCCACUUGAAACAGCUCAAGGUCUUGAUGGAAUGCCUCUGCAAACGCCACAACUGGGCUCUUCUCAGUCUGUUCCUACACGCCGGCCUCGGUUCACAGGUCAUGCAGCGUUCCAAGAAGGAGCUUCCCAUUGCUCUCAUAUCGCUCAUCAAGCAAGAAGCGCCUCUACGUCUCGUAGGCCUUCUAAUCGACCAUGGAGCCGACCUCAACUAUGUGCAAAGCGGAACAAAAUCAUCCACGGUCACCCCGUUGUCAACCUCGAUAAUGGUCGAUUCAAAGACUAACUUCGAAUAUCUCCUGGGAAGAGGUGCAAACAUCCAUGGCCAGGACCUUUCACAUCCAAGCAAGGUGGCAACACACAUUCCUAUAUUUGCGGCAGCGCGUGUAGCAAUCGAAAGGGGUCCAAAGUGGAUAAACCUUCGCCUUGUAAAAAGAGCCGAUAUCAAUCACUGUACCCCAAUCCUGGAGAAACGACGUUGGGGCCCAUUGUGGGGGUCUUGGGUACAUUUGGGAAACUGGGAAGACCCGUCACCACUCGAGUAUUACAACCGCACUCCGUUAUUUGUCUACCUUGACUCCAUCAACACCUGGGAGCCUAACCAGAUCCCUAGUCCUGUGAAGGCGCUCAACUACCUCUCCAGCAAAGGAGCGUUGCUCAGACACCUUGAGGUUCCAGGCGCGGUCCAGGGAGGAUUUAAGCGACUUGAGAGGUCUGAAACCGAAAUGCUUCUACGAAAAUGGGGUGCAUCCUCAUUGGCCAGUCCCGAAUUCUUUACUUGCAACCAGUGGCUACUUGAGCAUGGCGCAGGCGGGCCCCGGAUGGGAACUCUGUAUCGUCGAGGCAUUCCAUCGCUACCCGUGGCUAGAUCUGACGGAUGGGCCAGAUUCCUGCGUCUAUACCUCGGGGGGCCGGACUCGGAUCCUAGAGAACGCAGCGCUCGGAAUCGGCUAUUGGGCAGCGAAAUCGAGUGUAGAGAGCGGAAAUUUGUCCAAGAUAUUUGGCAGAAUGGGAGUGUUCCAGAGAGCACCACGCUCACCAUCGACUGCCUCAUCGCCAGCGGUGCGAACAUCAACAGCGACAGCAAUCUAGAAAUCUUCAUCCGGCUCUGUGAGAAACACUGUUCGGAAGCCUUCAGUCGGACUUACAACGAGCGUUUUCAAGAGCGACGCUUCUCCUUCAUCGGUUUCCUGGUAACGAAGGGGGCUGAUCCGAUGAUGAAAGGCGGGCCGGCGCAAAAGAGUGCGCUCCAAAUGUUGGAAGAACUCAAGAACAGUAAGCGAAGUCGACGGCAUAAAAACGAGGGACCCGUGGAAGUUGUCUUUGAUUUCGCUACCAUGCUCGCAAAGGAGCGGAUCGUUUACCUGGAACGGAACCAGCCUAUCGGUGUGGCGGCCUGA
Messenger RNA from Anthostomella pinea, 1587 nucleotides. The record is from the annotation of a GenBank genome assembly. NCBI's taxonomy places the organism in Eukaryota, Fungi, Ascomycota, Sordariomycetes, Xylariales, Xylariaceae.